AACCCCAUAAAAGCGAAGCAAAUCGGAACCCUCAUGAAAGCGAAGCAAGUCUGAACUUCCAUAAAAGCGAAGCAAGUCUGAACCUCCAUGAAAGCGAAACAGAUCAGAACUCUCAUGAAAGCAAAGUAAAUCAGAACCCCCAUGAAAGCGAAGCAAAUCAAAACCUCCAUGAAAGCGAAGCAAGUCUGAACCCCCAUAAAAGCAAAACAAAUCAGAACCCUCAUGAAAGCGAAGCAAAUCAGAACCCCCAUGAAAGUAAAGCAA
Messenger RNA from Cetraspora pellucida, 264 nucleotides. The record is from the annotation of a GenBank genome assembly. Lineage: Eukaryota; Fungi; Glomeromycota; Glomeromycetes; Diversisporales; Gigasporaceae.